CUUGGGAAUAAGCAAAGGAGCAGCCUUGAGCACGGAGGCUGCAACAGAAGGUUGGCUCAAAAAACCUGGACGACUGAAAUGCUUGAUCAAUCUAUUAAUUUUUCCAGUUCUCAUUUUCAGUCUUUCUCGUAAAUUAGCAGAGUGGAGGAGGAAGGAAAAAGGAGCGGUUCAGAUUAGACUCACCACCAUAUACCGAAUCAUGUGGAGAAGGCUCGCGGUUCAGCUACGAACUCUCAGGCCCGUUCGAUGCGCCACCACCACUUCAAGCCGACCAGCUGGUUUCUAUCGCCUUUUCUCUGCAUCUGGAAAUGCUUCUGCAUUAAGAGUGGAAGAUGUAGUGCCGAUCGCCACUGGUCAUGAGCGAGAGGAGUUGGAAGCUGAGCUUCAAGGAAAGGACAUUCUCGAAAUCAACCACCCAUCGGGUCGUUUUGGAACGAAGGAAUCCCCAGCCGUGAUAAAGUCUUAUUACGACAAAAGAAUUGUGGGAUGCCCUGGUGGUGAAGGCGAGGAUGAGCAUGAUGUGGUUUGGUUUUGGCUAGAGAAGGGCAGCCCACAUGAAUGCCCAGUAUGCUCACAGUAUUUUACGUUAGAUGUGGUAGGCCCUGGUGGACCUCCAGACGGACAUGGAGAUGGAGAUGAUGGCGGUCAUCACCACUAGAAGAUAGUCGGCAAAUUUCUGCCAGAAUAAGAUCUGGUGACAGGAUGAGGAGUUUUCUAAUAUUCUUCAGGUUUCGAAACUCAUUGGUUUUCGGAACGAUCUGCUUUCACUAUAGCCUUGUUGCUUUGGCAACAAUUGAACCUGCUUCUCCUCUCCUUUUUUUGGGAUUUAAAACAUGGGAAGGUGAUCCAUAGAAAUUAUGGAUUUCAAUUUUUUAAACCAUUGAGGAUACAAUAAUUGUUGACAGCAAUUAGUUGAGUCUAGUUAUAUUUUGCUGUUCUGCGGAACUUUCAGACUACACACUUUUAAUCCAAUAUCUUUUUGUAUUUUGUUUUUUGUUUUUUGUUUUUUGUUUUUCUAUAUUGUUUGUAUUUUUCGAGUUCCGAAGGUGGUUGAAGUAAUAUAUAUAAUCGCUAGUUAUGCUGUCUA
Messenger RNA from Salvia hispanica, 1087 nucleotides. Its product is annotated as putative cytochrome c oxidase subunit 5b-like. Gene Ontology annotation, cellular component: respiratory chain complex IV; mitochondrial envelope. Gene Ontology annotation, biological process: mitochondrial electron transport, cytochrome c to oxygen. The record is from RefSeq and is a predicted model, not a curated record. NCBI's taxonomy places the organism in Eukaryota, Viridiplantae, Streptophyta, Magnoliopsida, Lamiales, Lamiaceae.